This is a messenger RNA of Letharia lupina, 747 nucleotides long. RefSeq lists its product as uncharacterized. The coding region runs from base 1 to 747 and encodes 248 amino acids. NCBI's taxonomy places the organism in Eukaryota, Fungi, Ascomycota, Lecanoromycetes, Lecanorales, Parmeliaceae. The transcript has a single exon. The record is from RefSeq and is a predicted model, not a curated record.
AUGCCUCCUCUCCACCCGUCAUCUGCAGCGCCGAUAUCAAUACUCCGACAUCCUCUCGAACUCCGUUCCCUUCUACCAUCACUCCACGACCUUGCCCCACGCCUCCUAUCCCCAAACACCCCUCUUCUACCAACCAGGACGACACCAUUCUCCCGCACACUCGCAUCCCUACUCCGACGGCAAACUACAGUCACAGCGACCGCCAGCCCCAUCAUCCCCGCCACUUACUCCGGACUCAACUCUGGCCCCACACCCGGCACAGUAGUCGGCAUCGUCUUUGGCUCCGUAGCCGGCUUCCUCCUCCUCCUCUGGCUCAUAUACACAUGCUUCGGCUUGGGCGGCGGGGCCCAAGGCAGUUCAUCGGUCGUGGAAGAAGAAGUCAUUCGCCGGCGUUCCCGGUCCCCCCCCCGCCGAGCACCCUCACGACGGUCCUCUCCGCGAUCACCACGGCGGACGGUUGUUGCAUCCAGUGUGUCUGAAAGUGAAGUCGUGAUGGAAGAGGUUCCGCGAGAACGUACGCCACCGCCGCGAAGGAAUUCGAGUAGGAGGGCGGAAACCAUUAUUGUGGAAGAAACAAUAAGGCGAGCGCCUCCAGCACCCCAACAAGAUGCAUUUGUGGAGGUGAUUGAAGAGCAUGACGAACCACCACCGCGGAGGAGUAGGAAGGCGCAGGGUUUCACGCAUAUUGAUCCGGAAGCUCUCGGUGGAGGAGAUGGGAAAUUCAAGAGAGUGCCUAGUCGGAGAUGA